Fragaria vesca subsp. vesca is the source of this 2661-nucleotide messenger RNA. Its product is annotated as probably inactive leucine-rich repeat receptor-like protein kinase At5g06940-like. NCBI's taxonomy places the organism in Eukaryota, Viridiplantae, Streptophyta, Magnoliopsida, Rosales, Rosaceae. Gene Ontology annotation, molecular function: receptor serine/threonine kinase binding; protein kinase activity; ATP binding. Bases 1 to 2661 code for a protein of 886 amino acids. The transcript is spliced from 2 exons. The record is from RefSeq and is a predicted model, not a curated record. Gene Ontology annotation, biological process: protein phosphorylation.
AUGGCUACAACCUGCACAUGCCCCUUGCUUCUCUCCCUCAUCUUCACAUUCUUCAUUCUCACUUCGUCAUCGUCACCAUCUGAGGCAGACGUUCUUCUCAGCUUCAAAGCCUCUAUUAGUGAUUCGUCAAACUCUCUCUCAACUUGGUCCAACACCUCUGAGACCCACCAUUGUAAUUGGACUGGCAUUACUUGCACUACCAUAUCUUCAGUACUCUCUGUAACUUCUCUAAACCUUCAAAGCUUCAACCUUUAUGGUGAAAUCUCAUCCUCAGUAUGUAAACUUCCCAAUCUGUUUCUGCUCAACCUUGCUGACAAUCUCUUCAACCAAUCCAUUCCUCUCCAUCUCUCACAGUGCACUUCUCUGGAGACUUUGAAUCUCAGCAACAAUCUCAUCUGGGGUCCAAUCCCAAUUCAGAUUUCUCAGUUUGGUUCUUUGAGAGUUCUUGACUUGAGCAAAAACCAUGUUGAGGGAAACAUCCCAGAAAGCUUAGCCUCACUUAACAAGCUCCAAGUUCUCAACUUGGGAAGCAACUUGAUUUCAGGUAAUGUGCCUUCUAUAUUUGGAAAUUUGAGUGAGCUAGUUGUGCUUGAUGUGUCUCAGAAUUCAUACUUGAUGAGUGAGAUUCCCACUGAUAUUGGGAAGCUUGUGAAGCUUGAGAAGUUAUUCUUGCAAAGCUCAAGUUUUCAUGGUGAAAUUCCUGAUUCUUUGGUGGGUAUGCAAUCUUUGACUGUUUUAGACCUGUCCCAGAACAACUUAACUGGUAGGAUACCUCAGACACUAGGGACUUCUCUUAAGAACUUGGUGUCUUUUGAUGUUUCAGUGAAUAGGCUUUCUGGGUCAUUCCCAAAUGGUAUAUGUAGUGGAAAAGGCCUUAUAAACCUCAGCCUCCAUACCAAUGUGUUCAAUGGUUCAGUACCCAAUUCUAUUAGUGAAUGCUUAAAUCUGGAGACGUUUGAAGUUCAGAACAAUUUGUUGUCUGGUGAUUUCCCUGUUGAGUUAUGGUCACUGCCCAAAAUAAAACUCUUAAGGGCUGAAAAUAAUGGAUUUUCUGGAGCAAUACCUAACUCAGUGUCAAAGGCUGGUCAAUUGGAGCAAGUUCAAAUAGAUAACAACAGUUUCACUAGCAUAAUUCCUCAGGGUCUUGGGUUAGUGAAGGGCUUAUAUAGAUUCUCAGCUUCUUUGAAUGGUUUAUAUGGUGAACUGCCUCCAAAUUUCUGUGACUCCCCUGUUCUGAGCAUUGUAAACCUCUCCCACAAUUCUCUUUCGGGUCAAAUUCCGGAGCUUAGGAAAUGCAGGAAGCUAGUGUCUUUGUCUUUGGCAGACAAUAAGCUUAGUGGGAAUAUUGGAUCAUCUCUUGGUGAAUUACCAGUACUGACUUAUCUUGAUCUUUCGGAUAAUAUGCUUAAUGGUGAGAUUCCUCAGGAGCUUCAGAACUUGAAGCUUGCGCUCUUCAAUGUUUCCUUUAAUCAGCUUUCUGGUAGAGUCCCCUAUUCCUUAAUUUCAGGUCUCCCAGCUUCGUUCCUCCAAGGAAAUCCAGAACUUUGUGGGCCAGGAUUACUCCAUUCUUGUUCUGAUGACCAGCCAAGGCACCAUUCUUCUGAUCUUACAACCUUGACCUGUGCCCUGAUCUCCAUAGCCUUUGCUGUUGGAACUCUGACUAUUGCUGGUGCCUAUAUUGCUUAUCGUCGAUACUACAAGCAAAGACCUCAAACUGGCUUAUGGCGUUCAGUUUUCUUUUAUCCUCUGAGAGUCACCGAGAAUGAUUUGAUAAUGGGAAUGGAUGAGAAAAGUUCAGGAAGAGAUGCUGGAGUAUUUGGCAAAAUAUACAUUGUGAGUCUACCAAGCGGUGAACUUGUUGCUGUAAAGAAGCUUGUGAAUUUCAGAGUCCAUUCAUCGAAAACAUUGAAGGCUGAUAUCAAGACCUUAGCCAAAAUCAGGCACAAGAACAUAGUAAAAGUUCUUGGGUACUGCUAUUCGGAUGAUGCGAUUUUUCUGAUAUAUGAGUUCUUACAGAAUGGGAGCUUGGGGGACAUGAUCUGCAGACCUGAUUUUGAUUUGCAGUGGAGUGUUAGGUUGAGAAUUGCCAUUGGUGUUGCUCAAGGGCUGGCAUACCUUCACAAGGAUUAUGUUCCUCAUUUACUCCAUAGAAAUGUCAAAUCGAAAAAUAUCCUUUUGGAUGCUGAUUUUGAACCAAAGCUCACAGAUUUUGGUCUAAACAAAAUUCUCGGAGAUGCUGCCUUUCAGUCAAGAAUGGCUUCAGAAUCUGCUUUCUCUUGUUACAAUGCACCAGAAAACCAGUACAGUAAGAAAGCAACUGAACAAAUGGAUGUGUACAGCUUUGGUGUUGUACUAUUAGAGCUAGUGACAGGUCGGCAAGCAGAGCAAGCAUUACCGUCUGAGCCUCUUGAUAUAGUGAAGUGGGUACGACGAAAGGUCAACAUCACAAACGGGGCAGUCCAAGUUCUUGAUCCCAAGGUCACAAGUUCAUCCCAACAAGAGAUGCUAGUAGCCCUAGAAAUUGCUCUGCAUUGCACUUAUGUGAUGCCGGAAAAGAGACCAUCAAUGUCUGAAGUUGUGAAAUCACUUCAGUCCCUUGUCUUGAUGACUCACACUGCUGUUAUAGACUUUUCUGCAUUUGAGGAGCAUUCGGUUGUCUGA